This is a messenger RNA of Penicillium brevicompactum, 1371 nucleotides long. RefSeq lists its product as uncharacterized. The coding region runs from base 1 to 1371 and encodes 456 amino acids. The record is from RefSeq and is a predicted model, not a curated record. The transcript is spliced from 2 exons. Gene Ontology annotation, molecular function: zinc ion binding. Lineage: Eukaryota; Fungi; Ascomycota; Eurotiomycetes; Eurotiales; Aspergillaceae.
AUGAAUCUACAGGAGUUUCUGGCAAUGGAGGAAAGCCGUGAACGCGACGAGCUGAUCGACCUCCGCGGCCUGGACUUCGUCUCCGACUACGAUUCGCAUCUUAUGUGCCCGAUAUGUCACUGCCCCUUCGUUGAUCCCGUUCAUCUACAAUGCGACCAUGUGUUUUGCGAAAGUUGCCUCAGUUCGGCCAUCAACACCUUCCGCUCGGCCGACUCGGACGAGUUCCCGUGUCCCUCUUGCCGAACCCCCACCCGAGAAAUAUCGACAAGCGUGCCGCGCCUGUUGAUCAACAUGUGCGACGAGAUCCGGGUACGGUGCCCACUCUUGACUGAGGGUUGUCAAGAAAUCAUACCCCGGGGUCAUGUCCAGUCGCAUGUCGAGAAGUACUGUGGAUAUCGGCUGGUUCCAUGUCCGGAUGAUUCCUGCGACAAAAUGAUGCGCAGCAAUGACGUAGGAAUCAAAACCAAGUGCAUGCACGCAGUCCGUUACUGCACCCGUUGCGAGCAAGACGUUAUUGAGCAAGACUUUGAGGAGCAUGAGAGCAAGCUUUGUCCGGUUCUUGAAGUCUCUUGUGUGGACUGUCAGACAGUCGUGAUCCGCGGGGAAUUGGAUGCGCACGUGGAAUCCUGUCCCGAAGUUGCUGUUCCCUGCUCAGCCUCUAAAUAUGCGUGUCCGGCCAAGAUUCGGCGUGCAGACAUUGCGACACAUGAGCAAAGUUGCCCAUUGGUUGCAAUGGGGCCUUACUUUGAAGGUCAAAACGCCAGGCUGAAUUCCCUCGAGCUGGGCAUGCGCCACCUUCAGCAGCGGAACGAGAUCUUUGAAGAUGGGCUCGCCAACAUUCGAUCUACCCUGAUGGAAUCCACUCGAGUCAACUCAAAUAGCCACGGCGAUAGAUCUUCAACACGGGUUGAUCGGGACCGCGAUCGGCAAACACCGGCACGCCCGGAAACGAAUGCAGACGAUCCCGAAGACGUUGCCUCGAGCAUAUUUUCCUCGACUGCCAACAGCUAUUUGCUAUCCCUGCACGAGUCCCUCCGCGAGCAGGUUGGACAACUAUCACAUGCUAUCAACGAUCUAGAUGCCCGUGCCAGCAUGGCCAUAAUGAACGAAUCCCUGCGCAUCAAGGAAGAUAUGGCGAUCACAAAUGCUGCGGUGAACAGCGUUCGUAUGCAGGUCCAGUGGCUCAUGAAUCCUCGACUUCACCAAGGACCACGUGGAGCCGUCCGCACCAACAAUACGAAUGAGGGUACCCGAACACAGAUGGACUCGUCGACCUCAACGGCAGGGCCGAGUAACGCCUCCACUCAAUCACUUGGCUUCCUUCGACCCAGACGGUCUAGUGACACUGGGCGUGAAGGCACCAAGCUGUGA